Molecule: messenger RNA, 1545 nt
Organism: Cladophialophora psammophila CBS 110553
Lineage: Eukaryota; Fungi; Ascomycota; Eurotiomycetes; Chaetothyriales; Herpotrichiellaceae
Exons: 2
Coding region: 1-1545 (514 amino acids)
Biological process (GO): late endosome to vacuole transport; autophagosome assembly; cellular response to nitrogen starvation
Cellular component (GO): phosphatidylinositol 3-kinase complex, class III, type I; phosphatidylinositol 3-kinase complex, class III, type II; phagophore assembly site
Source: RefSeq, a predicted model, not a curated record
AUGUAUUGCCAGAAAUGUCGACAGCCCGUUCGCUUUGAUAGCUCUUUGGAGAAUAUCAAUCCGGCCUCGUUUGACCUGCUCGUUGCAUCUACGGGCAAGUCUCAAUUGAGCAGUUUGACCUCUACCAUUUCUCGCAUGAACUAUCCGCAGGAAAGGAAAGAUCUCUAUCACCGCGUCUCUACCCAAGCGAACUCCCCGGUCUACAAGAGAUCUAUUGUAGCGCCAAAGGACGAGACCCUUCUUUCCCGUCGCCAUGACCUACUAAACGGCAACACCGACAUGUCUUUCAUUGAAAUCACACAGUCACAAGUCGCUCUGACCGACAAGGAGCACAACAACCGAAAAAGCCAAAGCCAGAAUGUGAAAACAAAUGGUUCUGAUGUUGUUCCUGUGAAAGACACCCGGAUGUCCGCCAGGAAGAAUCAGGUCGAAGACCUCUUUGCUAUCCUCUCGUCCCAUUCAGAUAUCGAUCAUCCCAUGUGUCAAGAAUGCACUUCCCUGAUGCUGUCCCAAUAUACCACACGCCUAGGCAGCGCUAACAGAGAAAGAGACGCCUACGCUGGCUUUCUCAAAUCCACCCAAAAUAUCUCUUCUGAAGUUCGGAGGCCCUCGGACGCAAAAAAGGCUGGUGGGACUAUCUACGAGCAACUCCAAUCCACCGAAGCCGAAAUUAGCAAAGCCAAUACCGAGAUUGCGGCUUUGGAGGAACAGUUGCAACAUGAGGAAUUGGAGCAACAAGCGUACUGGAAUUCCCGAAACUCAGUCGAUGACAGUUUAUACCACACUACGACGCACUUAUCAUUCCUAAGAGAGAAACAACUCCAUGAUUUUCGCCAGCUUGAGCGUCUUCAGCGCACAAAUGUUUACAACGACACCUUUUGUAUCGGCCAUGACGGCUACUUUGGCACGAUAAACGGCCUACGUCUGGGUCGUCUACCUAAUCAAAAUGUUGACUGGUCUGAGAUCAACGCUGCAUGGGGUCAAACCUUGUUGCUUCUAGCCACUGUCGCAGAAAGACUUAAAUUCACGUUCCAGGGCUACCGUCUGCGACCUCAAGGCAGCACAUCCCGAAUAGAAAAGCUUGAGUAUCUCCAACAACCUCCUGACGUGCAAAGACAGCAGACAACGGGCCGCGACGGAGGUCUACACUCUGCUGCGGCAAACCCUGAACCCAAGGUCACCCCUCUGGAACUGUUCAGCAGCGGCGAUAUGGCCAUCGGACGCCUUUUGAACCAUCGGCGGUUUGACGGUGGAAUGGUGGCGUUUCUCGACUGCUUAGCUCAGCUUGGGAAAUAUGUCGAGAGGACUUCAAGCGUCGAUCUCAAUUCGAAACCAUCCAUGAGGAAUGCGACACUAUGGAACCCACCAUCCAAAAGGGUGUUACCGUAUGCGAUACAGGGUGACAAAAUUGGGGACGUUUCGAUCAAGCUCGGGGUCGGUUUCCACCAGGAUGAAAACUUCACCAAAGCUUGUAAAUAUGCCUUGACUUGUUGCAAGUUCCUCCUGGCCCAUGUCAGCAACCUGGAAAGUCAGAAGGAAGUAUGA